AUGAGCAGCUAUGAUCUGGACAUUAUUUACGACUUCGGUCAAAAGGAACUGAAGAUACAAUUCAUGACGAAAGAGCAGGCUCAGGCGUACCAAAGCUUGCAUCGCGAGGCCCGCAUCCUAACCGGUCAGGAGUACAGUGUUUGGCUGCCGGUGCCGCAGGGAAUGACACACAUCCGUGCCAGCUUCCAGUACGGGUUGGUCUUUUGCUUCGACGACGCUGCAUCCGCGAGGGAGUGGAUGCAGCGGGUUGUCCUCGCGCAGAUGUAUAACGGCGGGCGCGACCCUAAAGCGGUGUACAUUGAGAGAUCUUGGGUCGAGUUAGAGCUGAACAAGAAGCUCGGGAUCAAGCAGAGUAGCUUGACAGCGCAACCGCCAUCCACCCGGCUGCGCGACCGCGACCCGUCUAUGGAACCGCCCAAAGUCAAAUACCAACAUGUCCCGAAGAAUGGCUUUGGAGUUGAACGUGGGGAGCUUAGGGAUUAUAACAAGAAGGAUCACGUCUUUGGAGUUCCACCUGCGCCUUACAGCAGGAGACAUUACGAAUCUGAUUAG
Messenger RNA from Trichoderma aggressivum f. europaeum, 552 nucleotides. RefSeq lists its product as uncharacterized. The record is from RefSeq and is a predicted model, not a curated record. The transcript has a single exon. NCBI's taxonomy places the organism in Eukaryota, Fungi, Ascomycota, Sordariomycetes, Hypocreales, Hypocreaceae. The coding region runs from base 1 to 552 and encodes 183 amino acids.